Molecule: messenger RNA, 998 nt
Organism: Suillus discolor
Lineage: Eukaryota; Fungi; Basidiomycota; Agaricomycetes; Boletales; Suillaceae
Exons: 3
Coding region: 174-836 (220 amino acids)
Source: RefSeq, a predicted model, not a curated record
CCAUCGCACCUUCGUCUGGUGUGGGUGCUGGAGUUGUGCAUCACGCGCCCCAAGUGGGACAACAUGAUCAUUUCCCUCCUGCGGUGGCCCACAUUUCGCAUGCCACUCAUGUUGGCCCAUACCCACCGCUAACUGCUGUCGCUUUUCCUCCACAACACCCAUCCGCGCCCCCCAUGCACCAUCAAUCCUUCCUGUCGGGGCAUUUUCCAGGAGUCAUGACCUCCAAUGUUACUUACACAUCGUACCAACCAUACCUCCAUCAGCAACACGGGGCCGGGCUAGUAACGAGCUCUGCUUCUCCAAUUCUUCCUCAAGCACCAAGUUUGUCGGUCGGUGACAAGCGCGUCGCAGAAGACCUCCGAAACCGUAACGUCAGGCGAAUUAAAAAGCGCUCCGGCAGGAUAGAGGAGGACCCGCUCUUUGAACCCAUGUUAGAUCAACAUGGUCGACACGAUGGGAGAUAUGUGUGUUCUAAAGAUGGCAAGCUCGUCCGUCCUAGCAGUUAUAAACGCCAUAUCAAGACAGAAAAACAUCUUGGUUACAAACCGGUGGCAUCUGUACUUCCCCCAUCCGAAGGGCAGGACAUUGCACUCGCAGAGGUCCACGAUACUUUGGCGGCUGAUGCGAUGCAAGAACCUCCUUUGGUGACACCCGUGCUUCCCCCAUCUGAAGUACGAGAGAUUACACUCGCAGAGGUCCGCGGAUGCAUUCCCUUUUGGAGGUGGAUUAAUGACACGGAGGGCCUCGUGGAUCCCCUCCCUCCCAUCGCUGAGCCUCCGUCCUCUCGCCUGCCAGAGGCCACGCUCGCAGACGCCGCCGAAGACCCGGAUAUUUGACGCCUCAUUAAUGAGAUAGACGACUUUGUAAUUCACGUAUAGCACCACACACUCUUUUCCUACUGUAUGGCAUAGCCCGCUACCACGUUCAUUUCUUUACCAACUACACACUAUCCUUUCUAUAUUUCCCUCGCUGUCGCCUAUUGACGUAUAGCACCACAC